AUGUCUCUUCAGGGUCUCAUCUCCGGCUCCGAAUGUGCUGUUCCGUUUAACCCGCUCUCGCAAGUGCUGAAGCACACGGAGGGAGACCGUAGCUUGCAGCAGGAUAGAGUCGCGGGCCCAUCUUCGUCCCGACUCCAACAUCUCCCCAGUACGGCAUCUGCCCCAGGAGCAGAACGGGACCUCGCGCUCGCUCGCCAGUUCUUCGACGGCAACGCCCCGCAAGCUGGUGCCAGCGCAUUUGCGCUCGCGACGCAGCUUCCGCAUGCCGCGCGGCCCAUGGACGUAGCCAUGCGAUCCGGGCCUGAUCUCGGCAAAGCUUGGAGCGACAUUCAAGGGCGGCCGGGGUUGCAGAGCCAGACUCCGCGCAGCCAGGCCGGGCCGCAGAUGAGCUCGCACUGGGCGACGGAGUUCAGUAGCAACUCGGCCAUGUCGCUUCAUGGUCCCGCGCAGAGUGGCAGUGUGCAGCAUUCUGAAUAUAAUCAGUCUUCGUACAUGCAGUCGAGCAUGUACCGCCCUAUGACGGGCUCUGGGUACAUGUACGGCUCCAGCUUCAGCUCUGUCGGUACACCGCUCCAGAUGUCUGACAAGGGGAAGGGGAAGGAGAUUGACUUCGAGGCAGCGUUUGCUGAGGCUACUGCUUCGUUCUCCAGUCAGGCCGAUAGUGGCAGGAUCGUCGAGGUUGAGGAUGACGUGGGCGACCUGGCAGAUACUCUGCAGGAUACCAAUUUGGCCGAACAAGAUGGCGCCCAGAGCGAGGCCGAACAGUAUGCUACCGAUUUUCAGCAUAUGUGGGACCAAUUACAGAACUCCGAGGUCCCUCCACCACAGGAGGAUAUGACGAAGUGGGAAGCACAAUUCAACCAGUUGAUGAACUCGCAGCGCGACAACGAAGAGAACUUCAGCGAGUACGGCGAUUUCGCGCGGCAAGUGUGGAAUGAAGACCAAAGUAAUUACGAUUUCACGACCAGCGAGUCGCGAGUCGAGUUCACAAAUGAGGGACUGCCCAUUUUGGGUCCCUACACCUUCGAGAAGGACAACAGACAUCUUGACCCGUCUACCUCAGGCCGGUCGCAUCUGCAAGCUGCGAAAGACCUGCUAGAGCAAAACGGGUCGUUAUCUGAGGUGUCGUUGCUGUUGGAGGCCGCGAUACAGAAAGGCGAGUUAGGCGAAGGUGGCUAUGAAUCGUGGAUCAUGCUCGGUGAGGUGAAGAGCAUGGACGAGCACGAGGACGCUGCCAUGCGCGCCCUCACCGAAGGCACUCGGAGAGCAGAGGAAGCCGGUGCUGCUGGUCAAGGCAUGCUGUCCCUCGCUAUCUCGUACACGAACGAGUCCUUCGAGCGCGCGUCACACACGAUGCUCUUGCAAUGGCUGAAGGCCCGCUUCCCCGACUAUCACAUUUCGGAGGAAGCGUGGAAGUCCCUGAGCGGAGCGGGCUGGCACUCUCAUGAGCGUGUCACUGAGGCGUUCCUCGGGUUGGCUCGCGUGCAAUACAGCGGUGGCGAGAUGGACCCAGAUGUCCAAAUAGCUCUGGGCGUCUUGUUUUACGCAAGCAGCGACUUCGACCGUGCUAAGGAUUGUUUCGAAGCCGCCCUCGCGGUCCGCCCGAAGGACUAUCUGCUAUGGAAUAGACUGGGGUCGUCGCUCUCAAACGGCAGCAAGCCGGAAGAAGCUCUCGGUGCGUACCGAGAGGCACUCCAGUUGCGGCCUACAUAUACCCGUGCGAUCUACAAUGUCGGCGUAGCCUGCCUGAACAUAGGGGCGCACAAGGAAGCCGCGGAGCACAUGCUGGGAGCCCUUGCGAUGCAGGAGGUGUCAGGAGGUGCAAAGAGCGACCAGCUUUGGUACACGCUCCGGCGGGUGUUCCAGUCAAUGGGCCGGCAAGACCUGGCCGACAUGGCGAAGGCGACGACGGACGUGGAGGCGUUCCGCAGAGAGGGCUUUGACUUCUAGCCGUGCUUGCCUGUACGAUAGCGUUCGCUGCGUGACAAUGCCAGGCUUGCUCGAGACUCGGAGUCGAGAGGGACAGACGGUCAGCUGGCGCAGACCGGUGUAUGCUCGCGCGGGCAGGGCAGACUGAGGCCAGGAUCGAUGCGCCAAUGGGCGUCGCGUGAUUGGACAUCGAUGUGACGCGACGCGACGUGACUCCGGACCGCGUCCUCGAUCGCAGGGAUCGGCGGGGCUCUCUCAUCCGUGUUACUUAUAACAGCCCCUGAGUGACCAUG
Molecule: messenger RNA, 2222 nt
Organism: Rhodofomes roseus
Lineage: Eukaryota; Fungi; Basidiomycota; Agaricomycetes; Polyporales; Fomitopsidaceae
Product: peroxisome targeting signal receptor
Exons: 10
Coding region: 1-1950 (649 amino acids)
Biological process (GO): protein import into peroxisome matrix, docking
Cellular component (GO): cytosol; peroxisomal membrane
Molecular function (GO): protein binding
Source: RefSeq, a predicted model, not a curated record